UGACGUCUCGCGGAAGCGCAGCGUCGGCCAUGUUGUAAUAUUUGUUGUUGAACGCGCUUGUUUUCAACCUGAAGACGGGUUGCACGUGACCACAACCGGGACGGGCUAUGGACGCGGAUCUAGACUCCUGUACCGCGGUGAACGAGCGCGGGGAUGCGGAUGCCACCCUCCGAGCGGCGUGCUCGUCGAACGGAAGUGGCGACGAGGACGCCGAGGCCGAAACAGAAGCUCCUGGCCGGGAGGCGGGAGACCGACCCGGCAACCAGCACACCCAGAAGAGGAGCAUCCUGCUCGGUGGCAGAGAGCAGGAAGUGUCGGUGGAGAUCGGAGGAACCUAUUUGUGCCAACGAGCCGACAAAACAUGGCACGCAGCAGAAGUGAUCCAGUCUCGACUAAACGAGCAGGAAGGACGAGAAGAGUUCUACGUCCACUAUGUCGGGUUCAACAGGCGCCUGGACGAGUGGGUCGGCAAAGCACGUCUGGCGCUGACCAAGACGGUAAAGGACGCGGUGAGGAAGAGCGUGGAGGUGGGCGGCGUGGGAGACAUUGGCGAGCAGCCCGAGCGCAAGAUCACACGCAACCAGAAACGCAAACAUGACGAGAUCAACCACGUGCAGAAGACGUACGCCGAGAUGGACCCGACCACGGCGGCCCUGGAGAAGGAACACGAGGCGAUCACCAAGGUGAAAUAUGUGGACAAGAUCCAGAUCGGCAAUUUUGAGAUUGACGCCUGGUACUUCUCGCCCUUCCCCGAAGAUUACGGCAAACAACCCAAACUUUGGAUCUGCGAGUACUGCCUCAAGUACAUGAAGUACGAGAACACCUUCAGGCACCAUCUGUCCAACUGCCAGUGGAAGCAGCCUCCAGGCAAGGAGAUCUACCGCAGGAGCAACAUCUCCGUCUACGAGGUAGAUGGACGAGACCACAAGAUCUACUGUCAGAACUUGUGUCUGCUGGCCAAACUAUUCCUGGACCACAAAACGCUUUACUUUGACGUGGAGCCCUUCAUUUUCUACAUCCUCACCGAAGUCAACAAGCAGGGGGCGCACAUCGUUGGAUACUUCUCAAAAGAGAAAGAAUCUCCAGACGGUAACAACGUGGCCUGCAUCCUCACUCUGCCGCCGUACCAACGCCGCGGCUACGGCAAGUUCCUCAUCGCCUUCAGUUACGAGCUGUCCAAGCUGGAGAGCGCUGUGGGUUCGCCGGAGAAGCCGCUGUCCGACCUGGGCAAGUUGAGCUACCGCAGUUACUGGUCCUGGGUGCUUUUGGAGAUCCUCCGAGACUUUAGAGGGACUCUGUCCAUCAAAGACCUCAGCCAGAUGACGAGCAUCACGCAGAGCGACAUCAUCAGCACGCUGCAGUCGCUCAACAUGGUCAAGUACUGGAAAGGACAGCACGUCAUUUGCGUCACGCCCAAACUGGUGGAGGAGCACCUCAAAAGCGCCCAGUACAAGAAGCCGCCCAUCACUGUGGAUACGCUGUGCCUCAAGUGGGCGCCUCCCAAGAACAAGCAGGCCAAGCUGUCCAAGAAGUGACAUGAAGCCGCCAUCUGUGUAAAUAUGUGCCAUACAGUGUGUCUUGCUACUUUUUUAUAAUAAAGGAAAACAUUGUCA
Syngnathus typhle (broad-nosed pipefish) is the source of this 1613-nucleotide messenger RNA. RefSeq names its product K(lysine) acetyltransferase 8 (gene kat8). Bases 108 to 1535 code for a protein of 475 amino acids. Gene Ontology annotation, biological process: regulation of DNA-templated transcription. Gene Ontology annotation, molecular function: histone acetyltransferase activity. NCBI's taxonomy places the organism in Eukaryota, Metazoa, Chordata, Actinopteri, Syngnathiformes, Syngnathidae. The transcript has 11 exons. The record is from RefSeq and is a predicted model, not a curated record.